GUACCUCGCCUUAUCAGUGUAGGAAAGCAACGUUACGCGGAACUCGUGUGUAGGACGUCGUGGUGACUUUAUUCUAUGUGACACCCACAGGAAACGGAAGCGUCUUUGUUUACCAGAGUAACAUACACGGAUGAGAUAAGUUGUUGAGAAUCAACCCGCAGUUGAACUUUAUUUCUCUCUCUCUUUUUUUAUUUACAUGAUUGCCUUUUUUUAACCGCUGUGGUUCUUGGCUGCUAGUGCUGGAUUACUCGAGAAGCGAAGCGAAACUGUCGAGGUGGGAAAGAUAAACUGGAUUAUUUUGGUCUGAGGCAAGGAUCAAAGAUGGAACACGUCCACAUUAAAGAGGAGGUCCCUGAACUGGAAUCUGUCCAUAUUAAAGAAGAGGUCUUUGAAGUGGAACUUGUCCAAAUUAAAGAGGAGGAACCUGAGGAGGUCUAUGAAGAGGAACCUUCGUCAUUCAAGACCAUUCAGGAUUCUGUUUCUGACCAUUCCAAACACACAAGCAGCUGCCAUCAGUGUACUGAGUGUGGGGAGAGUUUCACUUCUUUAGUAAGCUUUGAAAGACACCAACACGUUCACACAGGAGUGAAACUGUAUCCCUGUAUUGACUGUGAGAAAAGUUACAAUGAAUUACGAUACCUUAAAAGACACCAGCGAGUUCACACAGGAGUUAAACCACAUCACUGUGUGGAAUGUGGAAAGACUUUUAGUCAGUUAGGAAUUUUGAAGAAACACUUGAGAAUUCACACUGGAGAAAAGCCAUAUCACUGUACUGAAUGUGGAAAGAGUUUUAAUCAGUUACAAAGCCUUAAAACACACCAGCGAAUUCACACAGGAGAGAAACCAUAUCACUGUUUUGAAUGUGAUAAAAGUUUCAGUCAGUUAGGACACCUUAGAACACAUCAGCGAAUUCACACAGGAGAGAAACCCUAUCAUUGUACUGAAUGUGAGAAGAGUUUCAAUGAAUCAGGGCACUUCAAAAACCACCAGCGCGUUCACACAGGAGAAAAAACAUAUCACUGUACUGAAUGCGAGAAGAGUUUUUACCAUUUAACAAGCCUUAAAACACACCAACGAACUCACACAGGAGAGAAACCACAUCAUUGUAGUGAAUGUGGCAAGAGUUUUUAUCAUUUAACAAGUCUUAAAACACACCAGCGCAUUCACACUGGAGAGAAACCAUAUCGGUGUACAGAAUGUGAGAAGAGUUUCAGUCGGUUAGGACUCCUUAAACAACACCAGCAAAUUCACAGAGGAAUAUAACCACAAUCCUGAACUGUAAGGGCAUCAACCCUUGUGCGCGGGGGGGGGGGGGGGGAGUCAGAAAUUAGAUUGUUAAAAGUCAUCUGCCAAACUGAAUCCUUGAAACAACCUAAAAUCAAAAAGGAUGCCAUAAAUAACUUCUCUACACCAAGCUCAGAGAGGACAUCUUUGAACCUUGGAAGGACCGAUUCAGUCUCUCAUGGUUAAUUUAACUCAAAUUAGCAAUCGCUGCAAAAAAGGAACUAUGAAAUUACCAAAGAUUGGCACAAAUCAAAACCAAUCAAACAGACACACAUCUGCAGUUCCCUAAUUUGGUCCGCAGAACCAGAAAAGAUAUAAAAAGUAUACAUUGUGUUAUUGGACUUGAGAAAGUUUUAAGUGAAAGGACCGCAUGUUAGAAUUCAUGCUGUAAAUACAAAGAAGCUUGGUUAGAUAUUACGAGUAAGUUCAAAGAAUCUAUUGAGUUGAACAAGAAGUGUCUCGAUUGAAUGUAACACUUUUAUAUAAUGAAGUAGAGGCUAUGUGGAUGAAUAAUGUUAAUGUUAAAAGGAUGUGAUAUUGUAGUAGUUAGAGAGAAGAUAUAAGUUUCUGUUGAUCCUAAUCAAAUGCAUGUGAAUAUCAGCUGUUAAAACCCAAUGUCAAUGUCCUAUUUCUUUACACAGAGAAAACUUUGUAUUUUUGGUUUAUUAUUAACUUCAAUUAAAGUUGGGAGAGCAUCAAACAAAAACUUUUUUUGUUUUCUAUAGAUUACACCAAUCUGAACAGCUCCUGUGUGGUGAUUAUCUAUCAAACCGUUUGGGAUUAAGUUUGAGGUGAUAGGAGAAAAUGUUAUGGGCCAUAUUUUCAAAGAGGAAACAGUUAAUUAACUCCUGUUUUAAUUUUUCAUCUUUCAAAAAAAUCAGAGUUAAUUAAAGACUGGAGUAAGUGCUUUAAAACAUGUGGCCCUAUGUGUUCUGUUUUCAGAGGUGUGAAACAUAAACUGGAUUAAAUGCAAUUUCUUCCCCAGUGUAUUGGGUUGUGCUGUGCGGUGUGCAGUGGAGAGCCACAUUCCCGUCACAUUUCACUCCUGACUGGCCUGAGUCGAGAUCAGAGACAGAUCUGUAGAAUUGCAACUCGAACGAUAAUGAAACUUGAUUGCUUUUUAGCUAAAGAUACUGGAAGAUUUUGAAAAAAAAUGGAUAUUGAUUAUUUUGGUUUGUUAUAACAAAGAAACUAAACGAAACACAUAAUUGUAUCUGACAACCUGUGUAUCCAUUACAUUGGGAACACAAGACCAGCUGCAGAGCAGUAAACAUGCCCCUCAGAGUGCUGUGUGGAGAUCAUUUGAAACGAGAUUCCAAUGAAUCUCACAUUCAAAAGCAAGGUGUCAAGUCUGGGAUGUUAUGCUUUAACAUGGGGAUCAGACCUCUAGUUUUCAUCUCCAAUCCACGCUCUGUUCAGAAGUGUAGUUUACAGUAAGGCAAAUACAACUAGUAAAAUACAAUGUGAAAUAGGAUGCAACAAGUUAGGAUUACAACACAUGAUAUCUACAAUGACAUAUUAGUAGUGCAAGGAUAAUGCAUUAGCUGAGGAUCUAGUAACACGGUGCGUAGGUCAGUGCAUAGUAGGAGGGGUAGAUAAAGAGAUCUACAAGAACAGAUUGGAGUUCUAAUUGGAGUUUUAACAAAAUUCUGCAGGAUCUUGGGAAUAAAUUAUUCAUAAUAGUUAACAAGUUGUGUUUGUGUUUUCUGUUAGGCCAGAGGUUUUCAACCAAGGGGCGCAUACCCCGGGGGUACUUCUAAGGGUUAUAGGGGUACGCAGGAAGAUGUGGGGAACAUUGGUAGUUAUAAUUGAAUGUACUUGGUAAAAUGACAUUUCCAUUCUUAGAUCAAUGAGACUUGAGAUGCUAUGAUGUUAAUUAGGUUUGUCUUUCCCUCAAGCCAACCUUCCCCACAAAACAUACUUGAGUGAUCUACUUCAAAAGGACUAGAUACUGAUAACAGAGUCGCAAAGAUAUCCAUUGGGGAAUGGUUUAGAAUACCUGCUGUGCUGACCUGCUAGUGCUGUAGAAACAAACCAAGCUGAUUCUUAUCUUUUAAUUCAGAAUGUCUGUCUGAAACCCAAAAACAUUUCUUUACCUGUAAAGUAUUAAGAAGGGCGACUAAAAAAGACUAGUGGAUAACUCGACACUGUCGUUUCAUGUGACUGAACUCUGCUUGACUCUCUUGUUUCACGUGACUGACCUCUGACUGGAAACAGAUCGUUCAUUCAUUCAUUCACAACUACAAAGUGCAGCUGGUUACAGUAUCAGUUCAUAAUGAGUGCGAAGUGAAAAAUUUCAAUUGGCUUAAAGCUCGGGUUAUUCGGGCUAACUUGUCAGCAGAACUUUCAAAGCGCGUGUUUUUGCAUGCAAAACAAUUGACAAUGCUUGAUUUCUGUGUGAAACUUGUUAUUAUUGCUUUUGUUCACCAAGUUAAUUCUGUAUAAUGUACAUUUGUUAACUUUUGCAAUUUAAGCUGUCAAAUUAGACCGUACAAGCCAGUAACUAAAAGUAUAGUCAACAGUUUGUGGUUGAAUUAUUUUUGUAAAAAUAACACUGUCGUUAUUUUAUUCAUUCUUAUUUCAAUCGAACUACACGAGUUGUACCGAGUUUGUACAGUGCUGGAUACUGUGAUUGAUUCAUUCACUGCAGUUCUUUCAACUGUUUUCAUAAGGACAUUUAACUAAAAAUAAACUUGUAAUUCUGUAAACAUGUGAGUUCUGUUACUUCUAUGCAUGUUAAUGCC
This is a messenger RNA of Acipenser ruthenus (sterlet), 4028 nucleotides long. RefSeq names its product gastrula zinc finger protein XlCGF7.1-like. Lineage: Eukaryota; Metazoa; Chordata; Actinopteri; Acipenseriformes; Acipenseridae. Gene Ontology annotation, biological process: negative regulation of transcription by RNA polymerase II. The record is from RefSeq and is a predicted model, not a curated record. Bases 322 to 1263 code for a protein of 313 amino acids. Gene Ontology annotation, molecular function: DNA-binding transcription repressor activity, RNA polymerase II-specific. The transcript has 2 exons.